This is a messenger RNA of Tauraco erythrolophus (red-crested turaco), 545 nucleotides long. RefSeq names its product single stranded DNA binding protein 1 (gene SSBP1). The record is from RefSeq and is a predicted model, not a curated record. Gene Ontology annotation, molecular function: single-stranded DNA binding. NCBI's taxonomy places the organism in Eukaryota, Metazoa, Chordata, Aves, Musophagiformes, Musophagidae. Gene Ontology annotation, cellular component: mitochondrial nucleoid. Gene Ontology annotation, biological process: mitochondrial DNA replication; positive regulation of helicase activity.
GUGCUUCGCCAGUUUGUAAGGCAUGAGUCUGAUACAGUUGGCUCAUUGGUACUCGAAAGAUCCAUGAAUCGUGUUCAGUUACUUGGUCGGGUUGGACAAGACCCUAUCAUGAGGCAAGUGGAAGGAAAAAAUCCUGUUACCAUAUUUUCUCUUGCAACCAAUGAGAUGUGGCGAACAGGGGAAAGUGAGGUAACCCAGGGAGGUGAUAUCAGUCAGAAGACGACGUGGCACAGGAUCUCUGUCUUCAGACCGGGCCUCCGGGAUGUCACGUAUCAGUAUGUGAAAAAAGGUUCUCGACUCUAUGUUGAAGGGAAGAUAGACUAUGGUGAAUAUACAGAUAAAAACAAUGUGAGGCGACAGGCCACAACAAUUAUAGCAGAUAAUGUAAUUUUUCUGAGUGAUGGUGGCAUGAAAGAAAAGGUGUGAGGUCAUUAGUGCUUGGACCUAGGCCAUUUCAUUCCUUCUGUUUUACAGUGCUUCAUAAUUCUGUAAUCAUGUAUAUUGCUGUAGUUUCUUUAACAAAUAAAUAAAAUGUUUGAUACCUA